AAAAAAGAAAAAAGAAAAAAAAAUCGUACUCAACUAUUGAAGUAACCGAACUGUGGUCUGCUGGCUACUCAAUGCACAGUAGCCCGCCAUGUCUAAUCCUCCCAACUCAUUCACCUUCUUCUUCACGCUCACACUCCUCCUCAUCGCCAACCGGGCCCACCCACCAGAACAACCCGAACCCGACACUCCCGUCACCCGCUUCCAGAACUACCUCCGGAUCAGUACGGCACACCCGAGCCCGGACUACUACGCCGCCGUCUCUUACCUCAAAGCCCAGGCGGAGUCCAUCGGCCUCCACUCCCGCACCCUCCACUUCGCCCCCGACAAGCCCCUCCUCCUCCUCACCUGGCCGGGCUCCGACCCGACCCUCCCUUCCCUCCUCCUCAACUCCCACCUCGACUCCGUCCCCGCCGAGCCCUCCAAGUGGGCCCACCCGCCCUUCUCGGCCCACCGCACCCCCGAAGGCCACAUCUUCGCCCGCGGCGCCCAGGACGACAAGUGCAUCGCCAUCCAGUACCUCGAGGCCAUCCGCAACCUCAAAGCCGCAGGCUUCAACCCAAUCCGCACCGUCCACGUGUCCUUCGUCCCCGAGGAGGAGAUCGGCGGCCUCGACGGCGCCGCCAAGUUCGCCGUCUCCGACGAGUUCAAGGACCUGAAGGUCGGGUUUGUUUUGGACGAGGGUCAGGCCAACCCCGGCGACGAGAUUCGGGUCUUUUACGCUGAUCGGACGCCGUGGAACUUGAUCGUCAAGGCGAAGGGGAUGCCCGGCCAUGGUUCUAGAAUGUUCGACAAUAGUGCCAUGGAGAAUCUGAUGAAGAGCGUUGAGCUUAUGGCGAGGUUCAGGGAGGCUCAGUUCGAUGAGGUCAAGGCCGGGAAUGCUGCUAAUUCGGAGGUCAUUUCGGUCAAUCCGGUUUAUUUCAAAUCCGGGAUUGUUUCCGGCGAUGGAUAUGCGAUGAAUAUGCAACCUUCUGAGGCUGAAGCAGGUUUUGACAUAAGAAUUCCACCUACUGUAGACCCGGAGCUUGUCAGAAAGAGGAUUGCUGAGGAAUGGGCGCCGGAAGCUAGAAACUUGACUUACAAGCUAAUUGAGAAAGGACCCACUAGAGAUUACACGGGUCGCCCUUUAAUGACCCAAACCGAUGAUUCCAAUCCAUGGUGGUCUAUUUUCAAGCAAGCUGUCGCAGCAGCUGGAGGGAAACUUGCAAAGCCUGAAAUCUUGGCUUCAACCACUGACGCACGGUUCAUGAGACAGCAAGGCAUUCCUACUCUCGGUUUCUCCCCAAUGACAAACACUCCAAUCUUACUGCACGACCAUAAUGAGUUCUUAAAAGAUACCAUAUUCUUGAAAGGCAUCAAAGUAUAUGAAUCCAUAAUCAGUGCUUUGAGUUCCUUCGAGGGAGGAUCACGUUAGAUGCUAUCAGUAUUCAGUUUGGACAUUCAUUAUUUGCUGAAAUUCACAUGGCGGCAAUGAUGCACCAUUCUACUGGCCGUGUUGCACUGAAGUGACUCGGGCAGAUUCAAAGGAGGUGAAGGUUUGGUCUAAUAUGUUUCAACAGUCUUACAAAUUUUCGUAAAUUGUCCCCAUUAAGCUUUGUACAUAAUUAAUAAAUCUUCCACACUAGAAAAAUCCAGGAUUGGGGAGUAGUUGCGAUGGACCUUUUGUUGUUGGUAUUUGUCUAGUGACAUUGCUGUACAUUCCUUGUAAUGAUCAUGCAUAUGAUCAAAUUUGAGGGAUCAGAAAUGAAGAUACAAGACAGGGAUGUAGUUUAUAGUCAUGUACUUGUUUCAAAUUCAAUGCAAAUACCAUAGGGUAAUUUUGAUUGGAUCA
This is a messenger RNA of Rosa chinensis, 1828 nucleotides long. RefSeq names its product aminoacylase-1. Gene Ontology annotation, biological process: amino acid metabolic process. NCBI's taxonomy places the organism in Eukaryota, Viridiplantae, Streptophyta, Magnoliopsida, Rosales, Rosaceae. Gene Ontology annotation, molecular function: aminoacylase activity. Bases 89 to 1411 code for a protein of 440 amino acids. The transcript is spliced from 4 exons. Gene Ontology annotation, cellular component: cytoplasm. The record is from RefSeq and is a predicted model, not a curated record.